Condylura cristata (star-nosed mole) is the source of this 687-nucleotide messenger RNA. It is a transcript of the gene CLRN3, whose product is annotated as clarin 3. NCBI's taxonomy places the organism in Eukaryota, Metazoa, Chordata, Mammalia, Eulipotyphla, Talpidae. The transcript is spliced from 3 exons. Bases 1 to 687 code for a protein of 228 amino acids. The record is from RefSeq and is a predicted model, not a curated record.
AUGCCCACGACAAAGAAAAAGGUGAUGUUUCUGUCGAGCUUCUUCCUGAGCUUAGUAUCUUUAAUUCUGAUCUGCUACAUCCUCGCGGCCCAGGGCUGGGUCACCAGCUCCGUCACUGUCAACGACAACUUCUUGAGUGGCAAGGUCGUGGUCUCUUACGGGCUCUUCCGCGGUCACACCAACGUGCAGCUCAACGAAGGGAUCGGAGAAAACAACAAAAAUUUUGACGUCCUACCGAAGCUGAAGAUGUCCACCUCCAAAGUGCUGCUCCUGCUGGCCGUCCUGGGCCUGGCCGUCAGCCUGGCCGCGUCGCUGCUGAGCUCCAGCUUCACCCUCUACAACAGCGUCAGCAACCCCUACCAGACGUUCCUGGGGCCCGUGGGCGUGUACACCUGGAGCGGACUCGGCGCCGCCUCCGCGCUGCUGGCCAUGAUCCUGUUCGCGGCGAGCACACUGAGCGAGCUCUCCGAGCAGCUGGUGGAGGCCCUCUACGCCUCCUACCCGGCCUCCACGCACCGGGGCACCACGCACAGCUACGGGGCGCCCUUCUGGCUCCUGUUGCUCAUCAUGGGCCUGGACGUGGGCGCGGUGGUCAUCAUCGUCUUCUACCAGAAGGCCCGAUACCAGCAGGAGCAGGAGCAGAGGAAGCCCAUGGAGUCCGCCCCCAGGGACGGGAUUCUGUUCUGA